Messenger RNA from Hevea brasiliensis (rubber tree), 1865 nucleotides. RefSeq lists its product as uncharacterized. The transcript has 2 exons. NCBI's taxonomy places the organism in Eukaryota, Viridiplantae, Streptophyta, Magnoliopsida, Malpighiales, Euphorbiaceae. Bases 3 to 491 code for a protein of 162 amino acids. The record is from RefSeq and is a predicted model, not a curated record.
UAAUGGAGAGAAUGUUUGAAGUCCACCCGAAGACGACCGGUGAGAUUCUCACCCACGCCAACCGCUGUGGUUGGGAAGAAAGAAGUAGAGAAUCUUGUCUUCGUUCACCGGCUCAUUCGAUGAUCAGUCGCGACUCACCAUCUCUACUCGCCCCUUCCAGGAAUUUAACGGAGGUUUUGGCGCGUCUGACUGUCCGAUCUCGCGGCCUCCAGCACAGAUGCAGCCAGAGAACGGUUUUGCGUAGAGAGAGUGGCGAAGGUGCGCUCUUGACUGUUCUCUCCUACUGGCAGUAUGCGAUUAGGCUUGAAGAGGAGGAGAAAGAUGAAGAGAUGUUGCAGCAGAUGACAGAGGAGGCAGAGGAGUACAAGGGGGAAUUCUAUAGAAAGCGCCAAUUGACUAUUAAGAAGAACAAAGCGUCUAAUACGGAGAAGGAGAGAGACAAAUAUGUAUAUUCUAUUUUAAGCUUUCUUCUUGAUACUAAUCUAAUAUAAUUAUAUUUCCUUAUCAAAUUGGAUCACUCUCUCCAUUCUAUUCCACACCAGCUUUGGUUUAUGGGUAUGUUACAAGUUCAUAACUUUAUAUUCAUUCAUGAACUGAAUCAAUCCUGUGUUAGCUCGAAUCAGAGUUCUCGACUGCAACUUAGAACCAUAUCUGAAAUUGGACUUGGUCAAAUGUCUUUGCUGUUCUGUCCCUAGAAAGAAUUAAAGGGCUUAUGCUAUAAAUGAAGUUGGGAAGUGCGAAAUAUUUUGACAAUUUGACAUCUUUUAUUACAUCCACUAUCUAUUGAAUGCUGGGAAGAGGGGUGUAGGGUGACACCUUAAGUCAUUUGACUAAGUCUUGUCUUAUACUAUCAAAGGAAUACUGGAAACCUGCACUGUCGCUAAAAUUGUUUUGAUGAAGAGCGCAUUCAUACAAGCAUUAAUUUAUAUUAUAUAAAUAAAUUCCAUCGAAGUAACUGAUCAUUAAAAAAAAAUUACUAGUGUUCAUAAUUGAUCAACACAUUUCGAAAAAAAAAAGGGGUAAUAAUGUCUGAAGUGUUCUGAUUUAUUGGAGAUUUUCUUUGAUUUAAGGAGAGGGCUAGGGUGAUCUUUGAGUAAUAACCAUGCAGAGACUACUUAAUUGUGGUUGUAUUAUUAAUAGAAGUUGUUAAAUGAAUGUGGGAGAACAAUGUUUUAUGGCCAAACCUAUCCCUCAAAGGCAAAUGAAACGAGGGAAAUAGGAGAAACGAGUGACAAUUGAAUGUUGCAUUAAGUUCUGUGAAGAAUGGUAUUAGUUUAUCCUGCUUUCAAAAUUUUCUGAUUUCUAAUUUUACAUAUCAGCUAUUUUGGCAAAUCAAGAAAAGUUCCAUGCUGAAGCUGAGAAGAAUUACUGGAAGCAGCUCAUUCCUGAAAAAGGAAAGAAAGAUCAAGAGAAAAGAAACCCUCCAUUGUUGUGAUCCAAGGGCCCAAGCCUGGAAAGCCAAAUGAUCUGUGAAGGAUGCGUCAAAUACUUCUUAAGCUUAAACAUAAUCCCCCUCCUUCCAUGAAGCCCAAACCACCACCAUCAGCAGAACGAGAAACAGAUGCCAAGGCUGCAGCUCCUAUAGCCACAGCUACUCUUAAUAAUGCUAUUUCCACUAAGGCUGCAGCAGCUCCUGAGGCUGUAGCAGCUGCUUGAGAAUGUUGAAUUAUGUAGUUGGGACUAAAAUAUUGGAAGCUGGCACCUGUUUUGAGCAUGUAUAUUAGGCAUAAAGCAAUUAUUGUGUAGAAAGGUUUUGUGCGAUUAUGCAUAGAAAGGCAUCUAGCAGUUGGUAGAAAGCUGUCACAUGAUUGAUAAUGUUGUACCAAUUUUUUUGGCUUUAGGUUGGGUGCGAUAUUUUGUGUUAA